Messenger RNA from Paralichthys olivaceus (Japanese flounder), 2199 nucleotides. It is a transcript of the gene chordc1b, whose product is annotated as cysteine and histidine-rich domain (CHORD) containing 1b. The record is from RefSeq and is a predicted model, not a curated record. NCBI's taxonomy places the organism in Eukaryota, Metazoa, Chordata, Actinopteri, Pleuronectiformes, Paralichthyidae.
CGAGCUCGGGAUGGAGGCGGGCGAUCUCCGAUGUUUGCCGAGCGCAGCCGAAGAUACCCGGAAGUGAAACCGGGGCAAUGCACAGCUAGUUUGAGCUUCGGACGGCGGCUCACACACACACACACACACACACACACACACACACACGUUCACACGAGCCCGUCAGCGGCUGGUUAACGGUGACCGGUUUUAACCUUCUCCACAGGUCGCCAUGUCUGUGUUGUGUUACAAUAAAGCGUGUGGACAGAGGUUUGAUCCAGAAAACAACCCGGACGAUGGCUGCACCUAUCACCCGGGAGUCCCUGUGUUCCAUGAUGCAUUGAAGGGAUGGUCGUGCUGCAAGAGAAGAACCACUGACUUCUCUGACUUCCUCAACAUUGCUGGCUGCACCAAAGGUCCCCAUAACAAAGAGAAGCCUCCUGAGCCGGUGAAACCAGAUGUGACUUCAACAGGAGAAAAGAAAGAAGCAGACGACCAAAAACCAAAGUUUAACGAGUACAUCAUUUCCGCGCCAAAGCCUCAGGAGGCGAUUCGCAGACCGAGUGUUGACGAGCCGUUGGUGAGAUUGCAGCAUAAAGUCUCAGUUUCCCUGAAGAACGCGCUGGAGAAACUGAAGCUGUCUGAAAAUGCAGCCGAGAAGAAAGAGGAAGACAGCGACGAGAUCAAGAUUGGAACGCUUUGUAAAAAUGGAGGCUGUACCAAAAGUUUUGAAGGACCCGCAAGUGAUUCUGACACAUGUGUCUUCCACUCUGGAUUUCCUAUCUUCCAUGAAGGGAUGAAAUACUGGAGCUGCUGCAAGAGGAAAACCUCUGACUUCAACACCUUCCUCUCUCAGGAGGGCUGCACCAAGGGAACUCAUCUAUGGAGGAAAAAAGAUGCGGGUAAGAAAGUAGUUCCGUGUCGGUUUGACUGGCACCAGACUGGGACGCAGGUCAUCAUCUCUAUCUACGCUAAGAACGCCGUCCCAGAUCUGAGCUACGUUGAUGCAAACAGCACCACGCUCGACAUACAUGUCAUAUUUGAAGGGGAAAAGGAAUUUGAGCAGAAAAUCAGCUUGUGGGGGGUGAUAGAUGUGAGUAAAACUACAGUGAACAUGAUGGCGGCCAAGAUCGAGGUAGCCAUGAGGAAGUCCGAGCCCAUGUCGUGGGCCCGUCUGGACCUCCCUCCCCCCGUCCCGCCACCCAAGGUGGAGGAGAACAAAGAAGAUGAUAGUGAAGAUGAAGACGAAUGAUGAGGACUUACAGUUAAUUUCACCGAAUCCGCCGCCGCUCCAUUCUGUCCCUCUUUAUAGAGUCGCCUCUUCUGCUGAUGUGGGACUUCGGCCUCUCCUCAACAUUUUCACCUUCCUUGAUUUUCUCAAUUUUUUGUCUUUAUUUUUUUUCCGUCAUAAAGUUUAUUCUAAAGAUCUACAAGUAUUUUUACAGCUGUUUUUCACCUAAGGACUGGGGGGGGGGGGCUCUGACUUUUAAUAGACUCACUGCACUGAUCAACACAAAGAGUCCCGUGUGACCGUGUUUUAAUGUCAUACCCAUAAAGCCCUGUUUUGUGUCUCGUCACAUGGACUGAUGACGUCAUGUUAUCCCAAAGGAUCACACUGCUAUUCCACCAACGACGUUUUCCUGUUUUUCAUUCCACUCUGGUUUUCCUUAUGUAACAUGGUGCAUUGUUUGGUCCACCAGUAUCACAUCAGACUAAAUGCUGUACUCUUAGAUAUUUAUCUGUGUUUGUGUGAUGAUGAAGCUGCUCCAUGUCGUCCGAGUAGGAAAUUCUCCACCUCUAAAAUGUAUACUCUUGUAUGAUACAGAGUUUUUUUCUGAAUAAAUGAACGUAGAAAUAAGAUGUUUGCUCCAACUUGAUCCAUCUUUUUCACCUGUAGAUUUAUUUUUACAUGAUUAUAUCAAAUGUACACUUUGUACAAGUUUUGCUUUCAAACGAUCGACGCUGUUUUUGUCCUAAUUUAACCAACAUGGCACCAUUUUAAUGAGAAUGUACUGUAUUAUUGGAUAAUCCCAACUGAGUACAUAGUAUUUUGAAGCAAAGUACUGUGUUAUUUAAAAUAAUGCUCUGCUCUGGACAGCAUGUGUCAAGGCUCAGAAUGAAUGAAAUAAAUCUGGCUGAAUGAGACCACGAAAUGAGGUUAAAGUUAUUAAGGAACACAUUUGUUUUACCAAAAAUAAACUUUUGAGUGGAACUUUUAAA